Messenger RNA from Gallus gallus (chicken), 1049 nucleotides. Its product is annotated as maestro heat-like repeat-containing protein family member 2A. Lineage: Eukaryota; Metazoa; Chordata; Aves; Galliformes; Phasianidae. Gene Ontology annotation, cellular component: cytoplasm. Bases 369 to 1049 code for a protein of 226 amino acids. The record is from RefSeq and is a predicted model, not a curated record. The transcript is spliced from 7 exons.
AUGGAGUCCCCAGUCACUAAGACAAUGCUGAGCAAUGGCACCCAGCAGCUGCUGCCUGGCAGGGGCUCUCCCUCACCCCAUCACCUGAGGUGAUUCCCUGAUCCAGCACAGAACAUGUCCACCCCAGAGCUGAGUGCGUCACAAAAACAUGCUGUGUUCUGAGGCCAGCAAGGUUGCCCAGCAUGCAGUCUGGUCCCCAGCCCAGGGCACGUCAUUCUCUGUGAGGUGACACUCCUCGGUGUGAUGUCACAGUUGUUGCCACCUACACCCCUGUGGCAGCGGUGGGAGCGGUGGCCCAGUCUCUUGUGAGAGGCGCAGGAAGAGGACCCAGAGAGAGCAUUGUGUCUAUCUGGAGAUAUCCUGCUGUGAUGGAGCGGCUGAGAGCCCUUCGAGGUCUCUUUGCCUGUGUGGGCUGCGUGCCCAGACGUACGCGUCGCAGGGCCAGAGGCAGGGUGGCAAGCCCUGUCCCCCCCUGUGCCGUGACUUUGCUGCUGCAGCGCCUGCAAGACCAGGAGGGUGACCGAGCGCAGGCGUACUGCGAGCUGGAGCACGUCCUGUGGGAAGGUGACAGCCGCCCGCCAUGCGGAGUGGUGAACCGGCUGCUGGCUGAGGUGUCCCAGGACCUGACAGCAGCCCAGGGCGUGCCACACAGCGUGAGGAUGGCUGCCAGCAAUGCCCUGGUGGCUCUGGCCCGGACACACUUCAGCUUGGUGAUGGCCGAGCUCCAGGGCCACCUGAAAGCCGUGGGGGAGAUGUCCAAGGAGUUUGUGCUCAUCACCCUGAGCAAACUGUUCAGCAGCUACGCUCCACAGUGCAUCCCCUUCGUGUGGCUGAUGCUGGCCGGCCUGCGCAGUGUGGUGGGCUGGGUGAGAGGCGGCCGGACCCUGCGCAUUGCUUGUGCUGUUGUGAAACAAUGGCUGGAAGGAGUCAAGGCUCACUUGUGCUCUGGAAAGCAAUGCCCCUGGCCUGCCAUGGAGAUGGAGCAGAUCUACAAGAAUCUUUCCCAGCUCUUCUUCUCUGUGCUGAGGAACUGGCAGGAGUCGGGCUGA